Messenger RNA from Sinocyclocheilus grahami, 3915 nucleotides. RefSeq names its product high affinity cAMP-specific and IBMX-insensitive 3',5'-cyclic phosphodiesterase 8B-like. The transcript has 16 exons. Gene Ontology annotation, biological process: signal transduction. Gene Ontology annotation, molecular function: 3',5'-cyclic-nucleotide phosphodiesterase activity. NCBI's taxonomy places the organism in Eukaryota, Metazoa, Chordata, Actinopteri, Cypriniformes, Cyprinidae. Bases 422 to 2515 code for a protein of 697 amino acids. The record is from RefSeq and is a predicted model, not a curated record.
GUUUGAGGCAUAUUCUCACAGUCUGAUGUUUGCGUCUGUUAUUUAAGAGCUCCGCCGUCGUGAUGAACAUACAGAUGAUCAAUACCGCCAGAAAAUGGAUCGCAUCGUGCAGCUUGAACCUUUAGUAUCAUACACCGAGGUGAAAUUAGGGUGUAAUUCGUCCAAAAUGUGACAUGGCACAAACUCAGCGGGCUCACGGUUGGACAGACGAGGUGUCAUCGAUCUGAUCUGAUAUCAUCACUGAUAAAUAACGCGGCGAGAUGGAUCUCCUCUCCGUUUCUCCUUGACGCGCGCUGGAGGGAGGCAGGCGGAGCUGAGCAGCGCGACCACCGGCCAAUGUACCGGGGGAACAGCGGCCCGGGAGCGGCGGCGGUCUUGAGAUCCGUUCCUCCGGGUUUUACGCAGCGAGGCGCGGGGAACGAUGGGCUGCGCUCCCAGCAUCCACGUCUCGCAGAGCGGGGUGAUCUACUGCCGCGACUCGGAUGAGUCCAACUCGCCGCACCAGACCACCACCAUCUCGCAGGGCACGGCGACCACCCUGCACGGCCUCUUCAUCAAGACCGACGCGGCGGACACCAUCCCCUCCGUGAUCGCCUACCAGAGCAGGCACACACGGACCAACUCCCUCCGGGAGCGGAGAGAGAACAGCUGCGGACACAUGUGCACGGAGGCCGAGACUCAGACCAGCAGCACCAGCGUCAAGGUGUCUGCAGCAGAAGAGCGUUUGGGGCCAAUGCGACUGACCCAGGAGCCAAUUCAGUAUGUAAAUCCAGCAUUUGAAAAGAUGAUGGGCUAUCAUAGAGGCGAACUGAUCGGUAAAGAGUUGACCGAACUGCCCAAGAGUGACAAGAACAGCGCCGACCUGCUGGACACCAUCAACACCUGCAUCAAGAAAGGAAAGGAUUGGCAGGGGAUCUAUUUCUCACGGAGGAAGUCAGGGGACAGUAUUCAGCAAUAUGUCAGAAUCAUUCCUGUGAUUGGCCAGGGAGGAAAAAUCCGCCAUUUUGUGUCCAUCAAGAGGCCUUACAGUGACAACCACAGACAGGUUCAUAAGUUAAGCAAAGAAGAGAAAUGCUGUGGUGAACACUCACAAUCAGAAUGCAAUUCCUUGCGUCACAAGGACCGGAGGAAAGAGUCUGUGGACACCAGAUCCAUCAGCUCUCACAGCAGUGAUGCUCCCAGUCUACAGAACCGCAGAUAUUCCUCUAUGGCCAGAAUCCACUCCAUGACUAUUGAAGCUCCAAUCACUAAGGUGAUAAAUAUCAUUAACGCAGCGCAGGAGAGCAGUCCUGUGACAGUAGCGGAAGCUCUGGAUCGCGUUCUGGAGAUUCUGAGGACCACCGAACUCUACUCACCCCAACUGGCCUCAAAAGAGGACGAUCCCCACACCAAUGACCUGGUGGGGGGGCUCAUGAGUUCAGAUAUGAGUCAGAGUCAGCUGGCAGUGCCUGUCCCGUUAAACGACAUCCCGUCCUCCAUCGCAGAGCUGCUCAACGAGGAGGAAUGCUGGGAAUUCAAUAUCCUGGAGCUGGAAGCAGCUACUCACAAGAGGCCACUUUCAUACCUGGGGCUGAAGAUCUUCUCUGCUUUUGGCGUGUGUGAGUUCCUGAACUGCACAGAGGCCACGUUGCGCUCGUGGCUGCAGGUGAUCGAGGCUAAUUACCACGCAUCCAACUCCUACCACAACUCAACACAUGCCGCAGACGUCCUGCACGCCACAGCCUACUUCCUGCGCAAGGACCGAGUCAAGGGCAGUCUUGACCAGUUGGAUGAAGUAGCGGCGCUGUUGGCAGCAACGGUCCAUGACGUUGAUCACCCGGGCCGCACCAACUCAUUCCUGUGCAAUGCAGGCAGCGAUCUGGCCAUUCUGUACAACGACACGGCCGUCCUGGAGAGUCACCACGCCGCUCUAGCGUUCCAGCUUACUGUACGAGACAGCAAGUGCAACAUCUUCAAAAACAUGGAAAGGACUCAGUUUCGAACCCUACGGCAGGCCAUAAUAGACAUGGUGCUGGCGACAGAAAUGACGCGACACUUUGAACACGUCAACAAGUUCGUAAACAGCAUCAACAAACCCAUGAGUGCCAUUGAGGAGACAAGCUCCAAUAGUGAAGGCAGUGAUUGUGAGGGUCAGGCCAGUAUUCGCAACUCUCCUGAGAAUCGUCUGUUAAUUAAACGGAUGCUGAUUAAAUGUGCCGAUGUGGCCAAUCCCUGCAGACCUCUGGAGCUCUGCAUCGAAUGGGCUGGUCGCAUUUCAGAGGAAUACUUUGCUCAGACUGACGAGGAGAAAAGACAAGGUUUGCCGGUUGUCAUGCCAGUGUUUGACCGGAAUACCUGCAGCAUUCCUAAAUCCCAGAUCUCAUUUAUCGACUAUUUCAUCACGGACAUGUUUGAUGCCUGGGAUGCCUUUGCCAGUUUGCCAGGUCUUAUGGAGAAUUUAGCGGAGAACUACAAAUACUGGAAGAAUUUGGAUGAGAUGAAAUGUAAAAGCUUACGGCCUCCACCUCCUCCGUGACCCUCAUGACUCUUACCGUCGAGGUCAAAGGUCAGAGGUUACGCCGUGAAUGUAGCAUCUCUACAUGGCCUCCAAGUUUCCGUCCACUGAACAUAGAUCAGCAGCCCUGUUUCCCUGACGACGCUCCACCCCUAGUGACAAUCACCCGGUAACAAGUGUAAAACAGACAAAUGACAAAACGAAUGCACUUUAUCAGCAGACAGUCCUCUUCCAGCAUCUUUUCACUUUCUUUUCUUCUCUUCUCUUUUAAAAUCCAUCUGUUCUCCCAGCUGUUUUUAAUGAUUUCUGGGCAGUGAUUUUUUUGUAAUGUCUGACACAAGAAGACAAAGACUGAUCUUAGUCCAGUAGAGGACUGUAUAUACUAUAUGCGCUCAAAUAUGGAACUGAAACGUGAAUGAUCAGAGAGGUCUGUGUCUGUACAUGUGCACACGUAACAUUAACAGACAUGUGGAAUCACAGAUCCAAAUGCCAAAAGGGCUUUAUUUGGAAGCAGAGUGUCAGUGAGACUGAGCUACUUGGGAAACCAAAAAGGACCCAGUAGCGAGCCCUGAGGCACGCCACAUUUUCCCCACUAUUGAUUUGUUAAAAUACAACACGGAUAUUUUGACAAUAUUGUUGACAGAAGCAAAUGUCAAGUUGCCAAAAUGGAAGAAAUGAAGACACGUUUGUAUUCGGAUGAUGAAACUGUAUUGACCAGCACUGAACACGAUUCAGUGUGCGAGAAUGUAAAAACUGCGAUGGAUCAGCCCAUUGUGGGCCGUCAUAAUUCCGGCACUUUCUGUAUCAGAACAACUCAAGCCUUUCUCAGACUCCAAGGACUGGUGUGUAAUAAUCAAUCAUUUUGAUAUAAAUAGCCAAUAAUAACAAAGAAUAUAUUUCUCAGAAACACUGUAUAUCCAGACACAUACUGUAAUAACGUGAAGCUUGAUGAUGCGUGUGUGAGCAAAAGUGUGUUUGUUACGAUGUGCAUAGUGAUGAUAGUUAUGAUUUUUACAUUUUACACAUGACAGUUAACAUUCCUAAUUCACGCAACAGUCCGUACGGAUGCAAAAUUCCCUAAUCUUCAGAGUUAUACUGUGUGUAAACCUAAAGUCCAGCACAGUCUCAUUAUGAGACCACCGACACGGUGACGUUUGCUCAUGCUGAUAUUUUAAGUGUUACACCAUUUUUAAGUAUUAUUUAUUUACAAAUGAGCUCAGCUGUAUAUCACUGUUAGAAUCUUUUACCAUAGACACGCAUCGCAGACGAGCUUCAAACGCUCACCUUUUGUAGGCCAAAAACCAGCGCCGAAGGUGCGUUUAUAAUCAAACACGAUGAUGAGUUUUAAACAGAUGUUUGGCUGAAGCCGUUUCGACUGGAAAAAGAACUAGUUUAGAUAUCUUGUGUCACAUGAGACAUUU